ACCCGCCUGGCAUAUUAUACACACCGAAGUAGUCUUCCGUAGGGUCGGAUAGAAUACACUUAGAAGGCAUUCUGUCGAAAUGUACCUGUGUGGGACUACCAGUCUAAAAUCUACGUACAUAUCCGUGUGGUAACAUUCUAAUUACAUGUAAUUAUAAAAUUACUAGACUGAACUCUCAAGCGAAUGUUUAAUUGUAAAAUAAACACGAUUUGUGACUCAACAUCUGCUUCUUCUUCAGAACAACAUGUGCGCACACUAUUCUGUAUUUGUUCCGUAUGUAUAUAAGACCUUUCCUUCGUCACAGUGAUGGAUUUUGUAAUGUUUAGGACAUGUUUUAUGCUCCUGGUGACAUUUACUGUACUUUUUGUGUUCACCAUGCUCCUCACCGUCCGUCAUGAUGGAUUUAUUCGGGUGGGGCCUCUCAAGAUUCGGUUAUCUACAAGUACAGAAACAUACAAAGUUAAAUUACGUAAUACAAGUGUGCCCGUCCUCAUCUUUACCUACAUGCGAAGUGGUUCUACACUGACAGGCGACAUCCUUCAGCAUCACCCAGGCAGCUUUUACGUGUUCGAACCACUGCGUUACAUAGACGAAGAUAUCGACAAGGCUCGAACUGUGCGCUUUUAUAACGGCACCACAAGGUACUUAGGGAUUCGCAAGCAGCAGAAAGUAUGGAUCCAUGCUGAAAUGAUGUACAGAUGGUUAACUUGUGACUUUCGCUUUAUCAACAUCAAAGACCUGACUAGCCAGUUCUUGGGAUCAUUCUCCUUGACAUCGAAAAAUUACGCCAAAUGUAUUCAUGACAAUAAAACAACAAUAAGAGCCGUGAAGAGAUGUAUUACCUUGUUAGAAAAACCGUGUGCCAGGAGUGAUUUAAGAAUCGUUAAAACCAUACGAAUGGCCAUGGAAUCUGUGAAUCUGUUAUUACAGCGGUUACCGGACCUGAAAGUCAUAUACUUGAUUAGGGAUCCUCGAGGAAAGCUGUCUUCUCAAAUCAUGGCUUAUGGUCAAAACUGGGGCGCUGUCAUGACGCUAGCGAAGGAAACAUGUGACAGAAUGAUGGUAGAUACUAACAUGAUGAGUGAACUUAAACAAAAAUAUCCAGACAGAAUUCGUCUUCUUUUGUACGAGACGUUAGCCAGACGACCUGUAGAGACGUCUGGUCGAAUUUUUGAAUACUUAAAUAUUAAUUUUACUAAUAGCAUUAUGCUUUCUAUUCGCUCGUUAACAUCGGGUGCUCCUGGUAAAAGAGAUAGAUGCAUUUGGUGCUCGAAGCGGGGUAAUUCACGAAAAAUAGCAUACAAUUGGAGAAUUAAAACGAAUGUUUUGCACCUUGAUUACAUAGACCAGACCUGUGCCAGUGUCUAUAAAAAGGUUGGAUAUGUUCUUUUCAAAGACUCGCAUGACUUUCGAAACUUGAACAAACCGUUGCUGGAAUACUCGCCAUUCACAGAAGAUGCCUUGUAGCUAAACAUUAACAUUUUUAAGACUUGAUAUUGUUUCUGAUAAAGAGUAUCAAAAAUAUUUCAAAUUGCAAUAGGAUUUCCACCAAAUAAAAAAGAUAGAAAGUGACUUUCCGUCAAAUAUUUGCUGGAAGAAGAGAGAAGUUGCACUUUUUAGAGCAAAUUUUUAUUAAUUCCAUUUCUUAGUAUUUUUCAUAACAACACUGAUUAAUACUUGUUAUCAACAGGAAAUUAACAAAUAUGAAUAAACAACCUUGUAUGAUAUAUUAAACGAUAAAAACGAUCGGAACCCAGGUGAUGAAAGGUAUUCCAUUGUAUUUAGAUUGGUCAGCUAUUGACAAUAUACGCCAAAGAAAAUUGUAAAUAUGAAUAUAAAGCAAUGUCACGUUUUUAUAUAUUUAACUGAACUGCGUGCCUCAUUUAUUUAAGUUAUAUAUUUAUAUAUAUAUAUAUUGACAUACACAAUGUAGCUGAUUCAUACAUGUAAAACUAAACAUGUCGUUAAGAUGUACUUAACCUGUCAUCGUGUUAGUUAUUACAUUAUAACCGGGAUUAGUGUUAAGUUUGUCGCAGUUAAGGAUAUAAAUACCACCUAUAAUAUGUUAUCUGUGAGUUGGUUUAUAGUUAAACGCACAAAUGAUAUAAUCUACAAAACAUUGUUUACUAAUGAGUUGAUAUGCACUUUCUAACACGUUAUGCUUAUUAUGUUUGAUAGAGUUUUCUCCCUUAAGGAUAUAAGACACAUUAUACGUUGCUCUGAUAUGUGUUACAGUAAGCUCCCAUUAUGUGUUUUAAUUAAUAUUUUCAAAUAAAACACCUAUGAUUUUUCAAUAAAUUCAUUCUUCUGUGGCCUUCGAAUGCCUCAUCAUUUAAUAAUUUAGUCCAUGUUACCCAUUUGAAUGGAAUCUUCCAUUUUUGUCGAAUCCUGCGUAGUGUAUAUAGUAGAGUCACAGUGAUAAAAAUAUGAUUAAAAAUUAAAAAUUAUUAACAUUUUGAAAAAUAAUCAUGCUUUUGAUUGCUCAGUCUUCUUUUGUACAGUUAGCGAGAAAAUUACGAUACACACGUCGAUGUUCAAACAAAAACAUUGUGUGGAGUUAUAUUUGAAAAAACGACCAUAUAUUUUUAAAUAUUUCAAACAAAGGUAAAUUGAUAUUGAAAAACAGGAUUAAGUUAUGGUACACAGGACAUGACAUUCACAAGAAAAACAAAGUACAAAAAUAUAACGGAUUUCAUAUUCAUGUUAUAAUCUUAAAUUCUUGAAACAUUUCAUAUAUUUUACAUUUUCAACGUGUCGCAAUGUAAUUACAGUUUCUUCAUCAACUACAGUCAUUAUUUACAUCGUAGCCAUAGCAUUAAUUUAUGAAAUAUAUUGAUUACUUUUAGUGGCAAUACAAACAUAGAACAUGUAUCAGUGAUGGACAUUAACAAAUAAUUCUAUAUAAUUUACAAACAAUGUAUUCAACACAA
This is a messenger RNA of Mizuhopecten yessoensis (Yesso scallop), 2930 nucleotides long. Its product is annotated as carbohydrate sulfotransferase 1-like. The record is from RefSeq and is a predicted model, not a curated record. The transcript has 3 exons. Lineage: Eukaryota; Metazoa; Mollusca; Bivalvia; Pectinida; Pectinidae. The coding region runs from base 307 to 1467 and encodes 386 amino acids. Gene Ontology annotation, molecular function: N-acetylglucosamine 6-O-sulfotransferase activity. Gene Ontology annotation, biological process: N-acetylglucosamine metabolic process; sulfur compound metabolic process.